Molecule: messenger RNA, 1521 nt
Organism: Alternaria alternata
Lineage: Eukaryota; Fungi; Ascomycota; Dothideomycetes; Pleosporales; Pleosporaceae
Product: ser/Thr protein phosphatase family protein
Exons: 1
Coding region: 136-1125 (329 amino acids)
Molecular function (GO): hydrolase activity
Source: RefSeq, a predicted model, not a curated record
AACGGCGGACGCGAUUUGAAGCGGACUAUGAUGUAGUUUCUUUUACGACACGUCGCUUUCUGGGAGGCGCCAUAAACAUAUAAAAUUCACCACGCGCUGCCGCUAACGUGUAGUCAACCGUCGUCGCCCGCCACAAUGGACCCUCUCCUCGCCGCUGCGGAUGCCGCCGCCGCAGCCUCAGACGCGACGCGUACCCCACCUAGCUCCCCGCCAUGCGCCGAAACACCUCCAGCGAGCCGUCUCUGGGGUAUCAGCGAUAUACACCUCUCUUUCAAAGGCAACCGCGAAGCUCUCGAGAAGCUCCUCCCGCACCCGCACGAUGACCUGAUACUCUGCGGCGAUGUCGGCGAGUCCGCAGAGCAUUGCCGCAUAGCCUUCACCAAGGUCAAGGAAUGCUUUCGCCAGGUCUUCUGGGUGCCAGGGAACCACGAGCUAUAUACGCUUCCCUCGGAGAAAGACCACGGCGCGAGAGGCGAGGCGAAAUACAUGGAGUGCGUCGCCAUUGCGCGCGAGUAUGGCAUUCUCACACCUGAGGAUGGAUACACUUUGUGGGAGGGCGAGGGAGGCCCAUGUCUCAUUGCACCCAUCUUCACCUUGUAUGAUUACUCCUUCCGACCCAGUAAUGUGAAGCUAGAAGAUGCUCUCGACUGGGCGAGGGAGGAAGACAUAGAAGCGACCGACGAGCACCUGCUGCAUCCGGAUCCCUACUCGUCGCGUAUCGAAUGGUGUAACGCUCUCCUCGACAAGACAGAGAAGAAGCUCGCGGCUGCCGUCGCAGCGCAUCCAGAUAUCCCACUGAUAAUAGCAGGCCACUGGCCGCUCCGGGAAGACCUGGUGAAACUCUUCAGAGUCCCACGCUUCUCACUGUGGUGCGGCACCAAGAAGACGGAAGACUGGCACAACAAAUACAACGCGAAAAUCGUCGUCUCUGGCCAUCUGCACAUCAGGAGAACAGACUGGAUAGACGAUACGCGCUUUGAAGAGGUCAGUCUGGGAUACCCAAGACAGUGGCAUGAUUGUCAGGAGCGAGGUCUGGACAUUAACGACAUGCUCCGUGAGCUAAUGCCAGGCCCCGACACACCACCAAAAGAUCAGCGGAAUACUGUCUGGAGACAGUUCGGAUGAUUGACUGCAUCGCGGAAUAUGAUCACCCAUUUUUCCGUUCGAUAACCGCCAUCAUGCAUUGUGUCCUCCAGUGACUGUAGGUAUGUUUAAUGCUCCAACCAGCCCAUGCCAACGCGUCACCAUCUCCGUGUCUGCUACCAUAAACCUGAUGCAUUUCUUGUUUUGUUUCUACUUGCUCCCACACGUUAUGUUCACCUCCCCUGCACCUGCCUGAUAUGGUCUCGGCUUAGCCUCGGCCACGGACCAAUUGUUCGGUCACGAUCAACCACGCGAUUUUUUCCUAUUCGCCAGCAAAGCACCAUCCUGGCCCUCAAUCUGUUCGAUCGACAUCUUGCGUUACCGUCCGCAGAUGUUUCCUCCGAGCGUAGACAUGCACGUCUUGAGUCGUCCCGUGCC